UCUGCUGGCCGGCGAUGAUGUCACGGGCUCAAAUAAUCCACUGAAAUUUUUCUUGACAAGACAAAAACAGAAAAAUAUAUUUGUCUUUUAAACUUGACAAUUUAAGACUCUAGAUAUAAAUUAAAGAGGCAUAAUAGCUUGUGUAAAAAGACAUAUAGAAGAAGGUAAGAUAAUAUAUCCUACCAAAGUUCGAUUUCAAGACGACGGGCUCGGAGGACAACGAGGACCCCGUGUUGAAUCGAAAACGAUUGUGUUGUGGAAAUAUGGCGAUCAAAUGCCUUCAUUCACAACACAAAGACAACGAAACUCAGGCUAAAACUAGUAAAAUGGACCCAGAGCAAGAACAAGAAAGCGAACAGAAAAACGGUGUUGAAGAGCAGUUGGUUCAACUGCAGUUUAUCAAGCAUGACUGGUUUGAACAGGCAAAAGAUCUCUUAACAAUCCACAUCUACGUGCGCCAACUGAACAAGGAGGUGCUAGAUGUUGGCUUGUUUGAAAAUGAGCUCCAAUUGAAAUUUGCCACAAGUCAUGCAGAGUUCCUCAAGCUGCACCAAGGGUCAACUUCCAACACAAUAUUUUGCUGGAACAUCAAACUGAGGCAUGCCAUCGACAUUGCAAACUGCUCAUUCAAGAUCCUCACCCACAUGCUAGAAGUCAACCUGAAGAAAAAGGCUCCUGGUCGCUGGGGAUCACUAGAACUACCAAACUUUCCAGGACUAUCACCUGCUGCUGCUGGGAUGACCAAACAAUUCACAUCAGUAAAACCAGAAUCUUCUCCAAGAGCUGCCAGUGCAGUGAAUGGAGAGCACAAUGGGUUUGCUGUUAAUGGGACUCAUUCACCUUAUACAGGCACGGCGGACCCUCAAAUGUGCAAUGGCUCUUUCCCCCUGAGUGAAUCAUCUUCAAACAGCCAUCCCUCUCCUCCUCCCCCUCCCCCUCCCCCUCCCCCUCCUCCUCCUGCGAAACCAAGUGCUUCAAAGGAGGCAGUGAAGGGAGGUAGCCACCAAGGCCAGGUGGGGUUUUCUGAAGCCAUCAAGUCUGCCGCAGAUAAUGGCAUAAGCACCAUCAAGGUGUCAUCUGAGCUUGAGGUUAAGCCAGGGUUUACUGGGCUUGACAACCUUGGAAAUACAUGUUAUUUGAACUCCAUUGUACAGUGCCUGGCAAAUUCAAGACACCUGAGAGAUUACUUUUUAAGUGGAGAUUACAAAUCAGAACUAAAUGCUGAUAAUCCACUAAGUUUUGGUGGCAAGCUGGCAGUGAUCUUUGGCAACUUGUUGAAGAACAUCUGGUCUGGAAGAUCAAGGUCUAUCCCACCUCAGAAACUCAAGACCAUUAUUGGAGAAAAAAUCUGCCAGUUUAGGGGGUUCAUGCAGCAAGAUGCUCAAGAGUUCAUGGCGUUUUUGCUUGAUGGUUUGCAUGAGGACUUGAACCGUGUUCUGAAGAAACCAUACACUGAAGAGGUCGAAGGUGCUGGCAAACCAGACCAUGAGGUGGCAAAUGAGGCGUGGCGACGGCACAGGAGCCGAAAUGACUCCAUUAUCGUGGACAUGUUUCAGGGUCAGCUGAAAUCCAAGCUAACAUGUCCGGUGUGCAAGACUAUCUCCAUCAAGUACGACCCAUUCAUGAACUUGUCUGUGCCUCUGCCCAAGGAGAACAAGUUGCUGAAAGUGGUGGUGUUCUUCAAGGACACUUCCAGAAUGCCCCUUAAGAUGACAGUAAAAGUCUCCCAGGAUGGUUCUGUUGAGCAACUCAUGGCAGCUGUGGAAAGGAAGACUGGGAUAAGAGUCCAGAAUAUGCGUGUGGUUGAGGAAUUCCAGGGAAAGUUUCACAAGGUUUUUCAGAGGAACAGUAGCCUUUCAUCAGUCACUGCUACAGAUAACAUCUUUGUAUUUCAGGUGCUGGGUGUUGAGGAAGCUGAAGAGGAGGUUUAUGAGGUGUCAAUCAUGCAGCGUGUACACUACCCUGCCAAGAUACCACUACACUGUGCCGACUGUUUCACAAACCAGAAUCCAGCAGAUCCACUUAAGCGCUGCAUGAGAUGCUAUGCCAUAGGAUACUGCAACAAAAAAUGCCAGGAAAAGCACUGGCCAACACAUCGCAAGGUCUGCAAGGUCAAAUCUGGCCGUCACAUGAUCGGGUUACCCUUUAUCGUCAGCAUGCCUGCCUCCCAGGCUACCUACACAAGACUCAAAGACCUGGCUGAGGAAUAUGCUCGACAUUCUGUAGAUGUUCGUGAUGGUGAAGACAACACCACAAAGACGAGUGACCCGUCAAGUGCUUGUGAAACAGAUAACUCGUCAUCUGAUUUGAUGACUGAGACCCACCCUCGGUUCUUCAUCAAGCCUGUAAAUGGCCAGGGGGAGGGUCUGACAGGCCCUGAGGGGACACGGAUCACAGACCAGGGGGACCAACCGCUGGAGCUGGGUGGACGAAUGCUGGCUCUUGAUUGGCGGAAUGCACCACGUAUGCAAGAUUACGUCAUUGUCAGCGGUAAACCCCUGGAAUGCGAAGAGCUCCCCUGCGAAUCUGAAGAGCUCUCCUCUUCUUACAGCUGCACCCUGCGUGAAUGUUUUGAGCUGUUCACAGAACCUGAGACACUCGGCGAAGAUGACGCAUGGCACUGCCCUAAGUGUAAGAAGCACCGCGAGGCCACUAAGCAGAUGUCCUUGUGGCGUCUACCCGACACUCUUAUCAUCCAUCUCAAGAGAUUCUCGUUCAAGAACAUCCUGUUCAGGGAUAAGAUCACUAAACUCGUCGAAUUUCCUGUCAGGGGCCUGGACAUGACACCGUUCUGUCUCGACAAGGGCCGCCUGGGGGGAGACGUGUACGACUUGUAUGCCGUCGCUAACCACGUGGGUAACGUGAACUUUGGUCAUUAUACCGCCUACGGUCGGCUUCCGCCCGCAGCAGGGCACUCGGACGAGAUUGGCUGGCGUUACUUUGACGACCGUAACGUGACGGUCACGGCAGAAGAACGCGUCGUCUCCAAGUACGCAUAUGUGUUGUUCUAUCAGCGACGACCAACUGGUCCCCAAACCACAGGGAUCCCACCACCAGGCAUAUCAUUACCAAAAACGGCCAGCGGACAAACCUCCAAAGAGCAUGCGCAGACGGCGGCAACUAGCGAAACCCACGAAGGUACACCUACAACCCAUUCGUCAGCGCCUCCGGUCAGCAAUGGAAUUAGCGGUCAGGCGUCAUCAGAGCAUGCGCAGCGUAAAGACGACUCUUCGAAUUCAAGUGAUGAUGAGCUGGAAUCUUGCCGAUCAAAGUCAGCGGAUGUCCCCAUGAGCAAUGUCACGCUGUCAUCUGUUGACUCGUUGCAUGACUCGUUACGUGACAGUACCGCGGGGUUGUCACGCAGUCUUGUGGACGUGGAUGAAUGUGAAUUAGACUGAUAAUAUUUUAAGGAAUUUUGAUUUUUUUUCCAAGUGAUGUACAUUUUUGGGAGGGGAAUAAAGACUGCACAAACUAA
Molecule: messenger RNA, 3475 nt
Organism: Nematostella vectensis (starlet sea anemone)
Lineage: Eukaryota; Metazoa; Cnidaria; Anthozoa; Actiniaria; Edwardsiidae
Product: ubiquitin carboxyl-terminal hydrolase 19
Exons: 22
Coding region: 264-3398 (1044 amino acids)
Biological process (GO): protein deubiquitination
Molecular function (GO): cysteine-type deubiquitinase activity
Source: RefSeq, a predicted model, not a curated record